Spinacia oleracea (spinach) is the source of this 1240-nucleotide messenger RNA. RefSeq names its product probable long-chain-alcohol O-fatty-acyltransferase 2. The transcript has a single exon. NCBI's taxonomy places the organism in Eukaryota, Viridiplantae, Streptophyta, Magnoliopsida, Caryophyllales, Amaranthaceae. Gene Ontology annotation, biological process: lipid metabolic process. Bases 91 to 1137 code for a protein of 348 amino acids. The record is from RefSeq and is a predicted model, not a curated record.
AAGGUACAAAACAUGCAGGGCUGGACUUGAAAGCUUCAUACCAUCUCAAACUCUUCAAGUCAAACCCACAAACAAAAACCUCUCAUCAAAAUGGUUGUAGUAGAAGCAGAAGAAGGGGAAAUUAAGGCUUUAAUUAAGGUAUGGUUAAAGGUCUUAAUAUCUCUAAUUUACACAUAUUUCAUUGUUUCAAAGCUUCCCAAAGGCAAAAUUAGGCUAUUCUCUCUAUUACCAGUAAUCUCCAUCUUCUCUCUCCUCCCAUAUUCUCUCUCCACCCCAACAACAGCAGGUCUCACUGGGUUCUUCUUCACUUGGCUUGCUAAUUUCAAAUUAAUCCUUUUUUCCUUUAAUCUUGGUCCAUUAACCCAUGAUUUACCCAACAGAUCUUUCCUUAAUUUUGUUUUAAUUGCUUCAUUUCCAAUCAAAAUUAAGGAAAAAGCUGAAAAUGUUGGCCAGAAAUUACGAGUACCCCUUAAUUUGUGGUCAAAGAUUCUGAUUUACUCCUUAAUUGUUGUUACGGGGUAUUUUAGUAAUUACAAUAAAAAUAUUCACCCGAAUUUACUUCUGGGGAUUUAUUGUUGUGCAGUUUAUUUGAAUUUGGAGAUUAUUAUGGGUCUUUGUAAUAAAUUGGUGGGGUCCAUUUUAGGGUGGGAGCUUUCUCCACCGUUUGAUGAGCCUUAUUUGUCAACAUCAUUGCAAGAUUUCUGGGGGAGGAGGUGGAACCUCAUGGUAUCGGAUGUGCUGCGACACACUGUAUAUUUGCCUGUGAAGUCAUUUUGUGAAGUUUACAUUGGGAAGAGGUGGGCCCAGCUUGUAGCAACGAUGACAGCUUUUGUUGUGUCUGGUUUGAUGCAUGAGUUGUUGUUCUUCUACAUUACGCGUGCUAGUCCCACGUGGGAAGUCACGUGCUUCUUCUUGCUUCAUGGAGUGUGUUUGGGUCUUGAGAUUGGGCUGAAGAGGGUAUUGGGCCUAGGGGAGUUACAUUGGGCUUUUGCUGGCCCGUUGACAAUUGGGUUUGUGAUGGCUACUGGAUUUUGGUUGUUUUUUCCACAACUUGUGAGGAAUAGGGUUGAUGUUAGAUCACUCGAGGAAGUCAAAGCUGUUAGUAGGUUUCUUAAGGGAAUCUUAGCAUUGGAUUAACUGGCUAUCCAUGGCCAUGGGUGUCAUUUGUUCUUAAAAGUACAAUUUCAGUGUGUGUGUUUUUUUUUUUAAAAGUAUAAUCAUACACGUUACAUUUUCUCGA